Messenger RNA from Microthlaspi erraticum, 798 nucleotides. NCBI's taxonomy places the organism in Eukaryota, Viridiplantae, Streptophyta, Magnoliopsida, Brassicales, Brassicaceae. The record is from the annotation of a GenBank genome assembly.
AUGCCAGCCAUGGAAGUAAUGUUUCACUCUUCAGCUUUUCUCCUCCCGUCGAUUCCUGCCGACAAAACUUCAGCGGCGGGAUACGCUAUCGUUGUUCUUAACCAGAAUCUCCCACGAUUCACUCCUCUGCUCUGGGAACAUGCAAAACUUCGUCUCUGUGCUGAUGGAGGCGCGAAUCGUAUCUACGACGAAUUGCCUCUCUUCUUCCCUGACGAAGACGCUCUUGUCAUUAGAAACAGGUAUAAGCCUGACGUGAUCAAGGGAGAUAUGGACUCUAUUCGUCGUGAUGUCCUCGACUUUUAUCUAACCUUGGGAACUAAGGUUAUAGAUGAGUCUCACGAUCAAGACACCACCGAUCUUGAUAAAUGCAUUUUGCAUAUCCGUGACUCUUCUCUUAAUCAAGAGAGUUCUAAACUCCAGAUUCUUGCGACUGGAGCACUCGGGGGAAGAUUUGAUCACGAAGCCGGUAAUCUCAACGUCUUGUAUCGAUACCCGGAGACAAGGAUAGUCCUUUUAUCGGAUGAUUGCCUCAUCCAGCUUCUUCCAAAGACUCAUCGACAUGAGAUCCAAAUUCAGUCUUCUCUACAAGGACCUCACUGUGGACUCAUCCCUAUUGGAACUUCAUCUUCCAAAACCACAACCACAGGGCUUCAAUGGGAUCUCACCGACACAGAGAUGAAAUUUGGUGGGUUGGUAAGCACGUCGAACAUUGUAAAAGGGGAGAAAAUCACAGUGGAAUCGGAUUCAGAUCUUCUGUGGACUAUAUCCAUCAAGAAACACGACUCGACAACACCUUAA